This is a messenger RNA of Cuscuta europaea, 1149 nucleotides long. The record is from the annotation of a GenBank genome assembly. NCBI's taxonomy places the organism in Eukaryota, Viridiplantae, Streptophyta, Magnoliopsida, Solanales, Convolvulaceae.
AUAAUUUCAAACUUCUUGAAGCAGCCAACCAAUCUCUGAAGGCAUCAAAUUACAAUUAAUUAAUGUUAACCUCUAACUUCUAUCCAUUCCAAACCCAAUUCUCUUUCUUCUGCUAAUUCUAUUUUCCAUCAAAGUCCGUUCGAGGUUUCAACUAAACCCGCUGAAAGAGAGAUGUGCAGCAACUCCUAUGGCUUAACACUAUCAAGAAGCAACCUCCGCUUCUCUCCUCUUCCUCCCAGCUCGACGUUCCAACCCGACCCGUUUCCCGCGGUCUUCUUUCCUGUCAAACGCUUCAAUCCCCGGCUGCAAAUUGCGUCCAUAAAAGUCCGAUCCAUGCUUAACGACGUCUCCUCGUUCGCGGACCCAAUUUCCUUCUACGACCUUCUGGGAAUAUCCGAGACGGGCUCUCUACUGGAGAUCAAACAUGCGUACAAGCAGCUCGCCCGGAAGUAUCACCCGGAUGUUUCACCUCCGGACCGGGUCGAGGAGCACACCCGGCGAUUCAUUCGGGUCCAGGAGGCUUACGAGACGCUGUCGGACCCGAGGAGAAGGGCUCUGUAUGAUAGAGAUAUUGCGAAAGGCCUCAACUUCGCCCUCUCAUCACGUUGGCGUCGUGAAAAUAAGCCAAUAGAAGUGGACGUUGAAUGGAGUAUUCGAUGGCAGUCUCAGCUUUCUGAACUAAAGAGAAGAAGCAAAUUUAAGGACUCCAAUGGUGGUACAUCUUGGGGAGCCAGAAUGCGCAGGCAAAGGGAUGAAGACUCGUCCUAAUCAAAAUUAUGUUGAUGUAUAUUGCUAGUGUAUAGUGCUUGCACAAGUCAAACUUAGGAUGUUUUUACUUGGACUGUAAUUCGUCCCAGAUCAGACCAGACUAGACCAGUUCAGACUAAACCAGACCAGACUUGGAUAGUUAUAAAAAUACAAAGAAACCAGACCAGUACAGACCAGACCAGACCAUCAAAUUACAGUCCAAGUAAAAACAUCCUUAGGAAGAUAAGAAACUUAGGUUUUCAUUAAUCAUUUUUCCUUGAAUCACUCCAAAAUACAUGUAUAAAUAGGUGAUUCUCGAAUAUCUUUAUCUCCUCUGCCUAUUCAGUUUUUCCCUCUCUCCCUCACACAUGCAUAAUGUCAAGUAUUUCACAUGGCUGUUUU